Molecule: messenger RNA, 8119 nt
Organism: Alosa alosa (allis shad)
Lineage: Eukaryota; Metazoa; Chordata; Actinopteri; Clupeiformes; Clupeidae
Gene: atp11c
Product: ATPase phospholipid transporting 11C
Exons: 30
Coding region: 490-3894 (1134 amino acids)
Biological process (GO): phospholipid translocation
Cellular component (GO): endoplasmic reticulum; trans-Golgi network; plasma membrane
Molecular function (GO): ATP binding; magnesium ion binding; ATP hydrolysis activity
Source: RefSeq, a predicted model, not a curated record
UUGACAGGGCGCAAGUGAGAUGUGGGGGCGGUGGUGGAAGCGAUAAGACUGUGGAUGACCCGAUAUUGGACUUACUUUUUGCCUAUCGGUUUAAUUUUAAGGCGACCGGUUCAGUGAAGAGACGCGCAUGCGACGAAUCAUUUAGAAGAAGCACAGCAACAGGGCAUAGUAGAAGAUGCCGCUGAAAAGAGCAUCCCCACACACGGGGAAGCAAGACUAGCCCCGCACGCCGCAACGCGGAAAACACUUAGAAAGGAGAAUGCGAAUGGUUAGGGGAGAAAGACUGCCAAGAAAAUGGAAACAAUGUAGCAACACUGCGACAUUCCACGUAGCUAGGACGAAUUGGAUAGAAAAUAGAUAGCAAGCUAAAUCGCCGUCAUUCAUGUAAAGUUACUCAUCGUUUAAAGCUCGUGUGUUUAGUUGGCCGAAACAAAAGGAACUGCAAUUCCCUACUGUCUUCCCAAACCAAAGAAGACGAGAAACUGCAAUAUGCUACGAAGACGACUGAACCGAUUGUGUGGAGGGGAUGAGAAGAGGGUGGACAGCAGGACCAUCUAUGUGGGACACCGGCAGUGUCCGCCCACCGAGGCCUUUAUCCCCCCAAAAUUCUGUGACAACAGGAUUGUGUCUUCCAAGUACACAGUAUGGAACUUUCUGCCAAAGAACUUGUUCGAGCAGUUCAGGAGAAUUGCCAAUUUCUACUUCCUCAUCAUAUUCCUAGUCCAGGUGAUUGUGGACACCCCCACCAGCCCAGUCACGAGUGGCUUACCUUUGUUUUUUGUGAUCACAGUGACCGCCAUCAAACAGGGCUAUGAGGACUGGCUGCGGCACAAGGCAGACAAGGAGGUGAAUAAGUACCCAGUGAUGGUGCUGGAGAAUGGGCGUCGAGUACCCAAGGAGAGUGAGAAGAUCAAGGUGGGUGAUGUGGUGGAGGUGAAGGAAGACGAGACCUUUCCCUGUGACCUGAUUCUGCUGCAGUCCAGUCGGGAUGACGACACCUGUUUCGUCACCACAGCCAGCCUGGACGGAGAGUCCAACCACAAGACACAUUACACAGUGCCAGACACAGACAAGGACCUGGAGUCUCUCAGCGCCACCAUCGAGUGUGAACAGCCGCAGCCUGACCUCUACAAGUUCAAUGGUCGAAUGCACAUCUACAAAUCUGACCAGGAGCCAUUUGUAAGGUCACUGGGGCCAGAGAACCUGCUUCUGAAAGGCGCCACAUUAAAGAACACUGAGAAGAUUUGUGGCGUAGCUGUGUACACCGGCAUGGAGACCAAGAUGGCACUCAACUAUCAGGGCAAGUCCCAGAAGCGCUCUGCUGUGGAGAAGUCCAUCAAUGGCUUCCUGCUGGUGUACCUGUGCAUCCUGAUCAGCAAGGCGCUGGUGUGCACUGCACUCAAGUACUGGUGGCAGAGCAAGGAGGGGCAGGACGAGCCCUGGUACAACCACAAGACUCAGAAGGAGAGGGACACCAACAGGUUCCUCAAGAUGUUUACAGACUUCCUGUCCUUCAUGGUGCUGUUCAACUUCAUCAUCCCCGUGUCCAUGUACGUCACUGUGGAGAUGCAGAAGUUCCUGGGCUCCUUCUUCAUCACCUGGGAUAAGGACUUCUUCGACCCCGAGAUCCAGGAGGGCGCACUGGUCAACACCUCUGACCUUAACGAGGAGCUGGGCCAGGUGGAGUACGUGUUCACAGACAAGACGGGCACACUGACCCAGAACAACAUGGAGUUCAUCUCCUGCUGCAUCGAUGGCUUCCAGUACAAGAACCACGAUUCCUGCUCCGAGCUAGACGGCUUCUGUGUCACCGACGGGCCUGUCAGCAAGCUGCAGCAGAAAGCUGGACGGGAGAAGGAAGAGCUGUUCCUGCGGGCACUGUGCCUGUGCCACACGGUGCAGGUGAAGGAGCCAGGGCCGGACGAGCAGACGGAGGUGGACGGGCUGGACCAUCCGCUCACUCAGCCCCAGGAGCAGAGGGGCUUCAUCGCCUCCUCCCCCGACGAGGUGGCCCUGGUUAAGGGAGCCAUGAAGUAUGGUUUCACCUUCCUCGGCCUGGAGAGCAGGACAAUGAAGAUCAAGAACAGACAGAACGACAUUGAAUCGUACGAGUUACUGCAUGUGCUGAACUUUGACCCCGUGCGGAGACGUAUGAGUGUCAUCGUGCGAAACAAAAAAGGGGAGACGCUGCUCUUCUGUAAGGGGGCCGACUCCUCCAUCUUUCCCCGGGUGAAGCAGGAGGAGGUGGAAUGCAUCCGCACACACGUGGAGCGCAAUGCCACGGACGGAUACCGGACCUUGUGUGUGGCCUACAAGCAGCUGAGUGCAGAGGAGUUUGCAGAGACGGAGGCGCAGCUACAGGAGGCUCGUCUGGCGCUGCAGGACCGCGACGAGAAGCUCACGGCCGUCUACAACCUGGUGGAGACGGACAUGAGCCUCAUCGGAGCUACCGCUGUAGAGGACAGACUGCAGGAGGAGGCGGCGGAGACCAUGGAGGCGCUGCAGGGGGCAGGCAUGAAGGUGUGGGUGCUGACCGGCGACAAGAUGGAGACGGCCAAGUCCACGUGCUACGCCUGUCGCCUGUUCCAGCGUGGCACGGAGCUGCUGGAGCUGACGGUGCGCACCCUGGAGGACGGAAGGUGUGGGCGCGAGGAGCGGCUGCACGAGCUGCUGCUCGACUACCACAAGAAAGCCGUGCAGGACGCGCCGCCCGUUAAGCCUGGCGUCACCAGGGGUUGGGCCACUGCAAACCAGGAGUACGGCUUUAUCAUUGAUGGAGCGACGCUGUCCCUGGUGCUGAACCCCACUGAUGCAAGCGCCAGCCGCUACAAGAACCUCUUCCUGCAGAUCUGCCAGAACUGCUGUGCUGUGCUCUGCUGCCGCAUGGCUCCCCUGCAAAAGGCACAGAUUGUCAAAAUGGUGAAGAACUCCAAAGGCUCCCCCAUCACCCUAUCCAUUGGUGAUGGGGCCAAUGAUGUCAGCAUGAUCCUGGAGGCACACGUGGGCAUUGGAAUAAAGGGGAAGGAGGGUCGUCAGGCGGUGCGGAACAGUGACUAUGCCAUCCCUAAGGUCAAGCACUUAAAGAAGCUUCUGCUGGCCCACGGGCACCUUUACUAUGUCCGCAUCGCCCACCUGGUCCAGUACUUCUUCUACAAGAACCUUUGCUUCAUUUUACCUCAGUUCUUGUACCAGUUCUUCUGCGGUUACUCCCAGCAGCCCCUGUACGACGCAGCCUAUCUGACGAUGUACAACAUCUGCUUCACCUCCAUGCCCAUCCUGGCCUUCAGCCUCUUGGAGCAGCACAUCUGCAUUGAGGUCCUCAUGGACAACGCUGCCCUCUACAGGGAGAUUGCUAAGAACGCUAUGCUACGCUGGUGGCCCUUCUUAUCCUGGACCAUACAAGGGGUCUUCCAAGGCCUGAUGUUUUUCUUUGGGGUCCGAUUCCUCUUCAGCAACCCAGCCCUGCAGGACAACGGCCAGGUGUUUGGGAACUGGUCCUACGGGACUAUUGUGUUUACGGUCCUUGUGUUCACAGUCACACUCAAGCUGGCUCUGGACACGCGGCACUGGACCUGGAUCAACCACUUUGUCAUCUGGGGCUCUCUGGCCUUCUACGUGUUCUUCAGCUUUUUCUGGGGGGGCAUCAUCUGGCCGUUUCUGAAGCAGCAGCGGCUCUAUUUUGUGUUUGCUAACAUGCUGAGUUCGGUGUCAGCCUGGCUGGUCAUCAUCCUCCUCAUUCUGCUCAGCCUGCUGCCCGACAUCCUGCUGCUGAUCUUCCGCAAGCCCAAGAGCCAUGCGCGACAGAUCAAGCGACGCCUUCCUACCUCUGGGACGUCCACCAUCUUCAUGCUGUCGCAGACCGCCAGCACUCACAGCUUCUCCUGGAGUGACUGAGCUGUCAGAGGACUCCCUCUUCCACGCGGACAGGUAAAGCAGAGGGGACUCCUCUCCCCUUCUCCUGGGUUUCGGGGGCAGCGUCUGUCCUUGUCUUCUGAGAGCAGUGGGAUCCUGCUGCUGGGGCGGGCGCUAGAGGCCUAUUUGGGCCUGCCUCUCCUGCUUCAACACAUCUGACCGCUGUGAGAUGAUGACUAGUAUUGGUCUCAAUCAGAUGACUUGACCAAUCAGGGGCGGAGAAAAGGCUUCAAAAGUACUCGGCCCCCAAGAGCAGGAUCCUGCACUGACUCUGCACUGACAUUCUGAAGAAUGAUGUGGCUGGAGAGCUGACCCCAGAUCUGGCUUACAGCUUGACCCUAAACUCUGCAUGACCCAAAGCUGAAGAAUUCAAGCUGUUCUGGAGUCAGUUCUCCAGCUCCAUCGGGCUCUCGCCGUACAGGCCCUGGUGUUUCCAUCCAGGGCUUUGGGUUUGCAGAGGUCAUAUUUGAAACUGAAAGGGGAGCAACCCCAUGGCUUACUGUGAUCAAACUAAUCACCUCCAACCUAAUCCACAAGGUCUUUGGGUCUUUCUCUGUCUAUCGUGAUGAUGAUGAUGAUUUCUAUAUAUAUUUUGUCAAUCAAUGUCUUCCAUAUGUCUGUGUUACACUUGUUUAAAGAUGUUUUGCUUUAAAAAUUGAGUAUCAACAGUCCCAUGGACAAUUUUAUUGGUGUGUAGUUUCCAACGUUCUUGAUACUGAUUGAUUUUGGCUGCGUUUACACCGGAAGGCUUGAUGCACAGUUCUGAUUUUCUGGACUGCCUGUUUACAUCUCCAUUUCAGCUUGGCCCAUAGCAGAUAUCUGUGUUUACGUGGCUCACUCAUUUGCGUAACACUUGAGACAACUUGCAUGCGCACCAGAGGGAUUUUGGUCACCGAAAUGAAAGUAAACAUAUAGACAGCACGGCAAACGCACAUCAGGCUAUUUCAGUUCUAGUUGUUUACUUUCCUUUCUGAAGUAUCUUGAGAAGCUGGCAAAAUAGGCUAGGCUACUGGUUUUGAUUUUAAGUGGAGAGCCUUAUUUCAGCUUUUCCAUCGCCGUUUUCAUUUUAACUUGUCCGUUCUGCCUGUUGUGCUCGUGACGACAACAUGUAAAUGCAAAAAGGUGAAAGAUGGUGGGUCAGCGAUGUGCAAGUUGAAAAUGAUAAACGGAAUAUCUGAUCUGCCUGUCACAUUGGCACAUAUCCCAUCUGAUUUAUUUCCACAUAUGAAAUAUAAAUGAGUCCUGCGACUAAUCUGAAAAGAUCACAAUCCAUGUGUCUCUUCCUGUUUACACAUCCAUGCUGCAUAUCGGAAUUGUGCCACGUACUGUAGGAGCAGACCAUCAGAAUUGGGUCCCAUUUAACUCACGGUGUAAACGCAGCCUUUCACUGCAGCUAUUGUGGGGUCUAGCUGAAGUUCUCAUUAUAGAGGAGGUGUGAAUAGAUUAGAUGCAAAUAUCUGGUGCAGUUUGCAGGUAUCAUGUCAUCUUUGUGCCUGUUCUAUGCCCGAUGUGUCAUGUGCCCGAUGUGGGAGAUUUAUUUUGUCAGAUUGCCAGGUUUUAGACUGAGUCACCGUGUGUGUGUGUCUGUGUGUGUGUCUUUCACAGAAGGUUGCUGCGAUCACACCGUUAUCCUACAAGCACCUAAAGGAGCGGGACUGAAAGGGGUUUGUGAAGACCCCAGCAGCUGCCCCCUUUUCUGCCUGAUCCAAAAGGCAAAAGAAAAACUAGGAAACCGAUCUGAGGAGGAAGAAUUAAAAAAGAAAGAAAGAAAAUUAAAAAAGGACAAGACAAAACAGCAGGCUUUUACAGGCCUACUCCAUUACACAUGUCUGCUCUCCUCUCCUCCUUGCUCCCCCUCUCUCUCUCUCUCUCUCUCUCACUCUCACUCUCACUCUCUCACUCUCUCUCUCGUUCCUCAGCAUGUCUCUCUCCAGAGCAUACUGUGUGCAGGGUCUCUCCGCACGUGGCUUUGUUUGUCAGUGUUUUUUAUACCGAUUUUUUACUGAGCCUUUUACACCAAGGGGAAGCAUGACGUUUUCGUUUUUCUCUCUUUUCCGCCACACUUACCCGCCGUGAUCCCCCUCCCCUGAAUGUCAGUGCACUGGAGAUGACCGCAUCUCCAGAUGAGCGAGCCGCCAUGCUGGACGCAGACGCAGCACUGCUGCCCGAGUGGGGACCCUCCACCCCAAGCCGUCCGCACCCCCCUCCCGCAUGAAGGGGAGGCCAGAGCCACCCCCUCUACCCCCUCUCCCCCAGAUCCUGCCCCCGUAGAGGAACACCACAUUCCACCUCGUCUACCACAGAGUCCACAGUGCAGUCUGAGCUCAUUCAAAAGGCUUUGUGUUCAGCUUUUUGCUUUCAGUUCCGCUAGUUACUAUGUCCAACAGCACCAACUCCACCCCCCACACCUCCCCCCAUAGCCCUUCUCACUAUGUGUGUGUGUGUGUUGCGUUUGAGUUUCCCUACCCCUUGGCCAGAGAGGGCCACACAUAGAGCUCUCUGUGAAGAUGCUGCAUCGAGGGCCUCGACCCUGUGGGUUCAAAAGCUGCCUUUCAACAACAUGCUGUGUCUUAAAGUGCAUCGACCGCUUCCUCGCUCACUCGCUCGGGAACAAGAAGAGCAGAGGCACAAGCUUAGGGUGCCAUGUCCCCUGUUACCCUCUUACUUAUGUUACCCCCAGUCUGAAUCGUGCGUGCUUGGUGUUGGGCAUGUGUGUGUGCUUGGGAAAAGUAAAAGAAGUGGACAUUUGAGUUUUCUCCCCCCUGGUCACCCAGAAUGUUCGUAGUGUAUGCUUGUUUGUUUCUCUUUCAUUGGGUGUUUAUGUUUAGGCUAUCUAGAGAUGGAUUAUGGAUGACAUACUAUGAAAUAUGUUCUAUACAAAGUCAAAGUGAUUAUUUAUAUAAAUAUAUUGUUGCUUAAAGCCAAAAAAAAUGUGUUUUCAGGAUGGGAGGUUCAGGUAUAAGUGAAAUUUAGUGCAAGUGGCAAGUUCCUAUUAGACGGAGUGUGUGUGUGUGUGUGUGUGAGAGAGUAAGAGAAUGUGUGACAUAGAGACUGUGCGCCCCCUAGUGUCUGAGAGAGGACAGGGCAGGAGGCUGUGCUGAAAGAGAUCCUGUUUCACCCUGAGCCAUGACAUCAGGACCAGUCCACCAGGCCUGCCAUUGUGUGACCCCAGCAGGCCACCGUCACUCCCCCACUUACGCAGCCCCUCUCUCACUCACUCUCUCUCACACACACACACACACACGCACACCACAAGAGAGGCACAUGUUUAUGACAUGCGCACACACACACAUAUGCACUCACUCACAUAGACGUGCAUGUCCAUGUUUUGUUACAGUGGCUUUGCUGAGGCUGGAGAUCGUAUCGCUCUCCUGGAACUCAGAAAGUGCCAACUCCUGAGCUGCCCCAAACAUGCCCAGAGGUGGUGCCACUGUGCGGCAGGUGGCAGCACAUUGCGCCUGCCCACCUGGACCUCAUCACCACCUCACCACUGACCGGUCUAAUGGGCUGGACCUGCAACUCUGACUUGUGGUUUCUUUUUUCUGUUUCACAGUCGAUUUCCCUCCAUAGAUAAAAGCUUCAUACAUUCCAUCUCAACAUUGCCAUUUCAAUCACUUUUUCUAAAAAAAAAAAAAACUCUAUUUACGGAAUGACUUGUUAUUUGACUUGUGUGAUUUUUCUCUCUGAACAUUGUAUUUAUUGUUAACGUAAUUUUACUCACAAAAAAAAUUUCUAUUUUUAUGACAUGAAUCCUUUGAUCCAUUAAAUCCAUUUUUAGUCAACUGUUAUCAUUUUGUGCCAGUUAGGUUCACCUGUGUCAUAUCCAAGGUGAAUACAGAUGGUGGUUUUGUUUUCUUGCCUGAACCGAGCGCCCCACAUCAGGCCCCCCAUGUCCCUCUCCACCAAUGAUGGGCUGAGAACUGUGCUCCUCAGGGUCCCAUCACAUCGGUGUCUCAGAGGAGCCGUGCUGAUCUGAGAUCAGUGGAGCCCCUUCGCUCGCCAGGAGCUGGGUACGGGUAUAGACCACUGAGAAGUCCUCAGAGAACGCACCGCCCACAGACCAAUGUGUCCGACCUGAGAGAGGACCUGACUGUGUGUGGCCAGUCCUACAGUGACCUGUAGACCCUUUAAUGAACGCCAUGUCAGUCUGUGCCAUCUGCCUUUUCUGUGUCCCUAAAAGUAGCUCAAACUGAGCGUCAUGACCAUA